CAUUUUUCAUGUUUAAAUUCCAACUUCAAACCCAUCAUUUCUUCAACAAAACAAGCUCAACAAAAUCUUCUCCAAGAAAUUAAGAUGAAGUUAACAGUGGCCAUGACGGUGGUCUUGACGACGGUUCUUUCAGGUUUGAUCCAUGGGUACGACUGCAAGAUUGUGCAAUUCAUCUUCGGGGAUUCAUUGUCCGAUAACGGCAAUAACAAUCGGCUUACAAAGAGCUUCGCUCAGGCUGCACUUCCUUGGUAUGGCAUCGACUAUGGUAGUGGAAUGCCGAAUGGCAGGUUCACCAAUGGUCGCACCGUUUCUGACAUUAUCGGUGAUAAGAUUGGGCUUCCACGACCACCGGCGUUCUUGGAUCCGUCGUUAUCAGAAGAUGUUAUACUUGCUAACGGAGUGAACUUUGCUUCCGGAGGUGGCGGGAUCUUGAACGAAACUGGUGGUUUGUUUAUUCAAAGAUUCUCAAUGUAUAAGCAAAUCGAGUUAUUCCGAGGAGUUCAAACAUUGAUCCGAGGCUCAAUCGGCGAUAAAGAAGCAGACAAGUUUUUCCAGGAAGCAAAGUACGUAGUGGCAUUGGGUAGCAAUGAUUUCAUCAACAACUACUUGAUGCCUGUUUAUGCUGAUUCUUGGACGUAUAACGAUGACACCUUCAUCGGCUACCUAAUGGAGACUCUUGGAGAACAACUCACAGUAUUGCAUGGGAUGGGAGUUCGAGAGUUGAUGGUUUUCGGGUUAGGGCCAAUGGGUUGUAUUCCUCUUCAAAGGGUGUUGAGUACUUCUGGUGGGUGUCAAGAGAAAACAAACACACUUGCUCUUAGCUUCAACAAAGCUACAGCUAAACUCAUGGACGAUUUAUCUGCAAAACUUCCAAAUGCAUCUUACAAAUUUGGAGAUGCUUAUGAUGUCGUUAAUAAUAUCAUCACCAAUCCAAGUAAAUAUGGAUUUGACAAUGCUGAUUCGCCAUGCUGUUCAUUUGGAAGGAUUAGGCCUGCUUUGACGUGUAUUCCUGCAUCGAGAUUAUGUAAAGACAGAAGCAAGUAUUUGUUUUGGGAUGAAUACCAUCCAUCGGAUCAUGCUAAUGAGAUGAUUGCUGAUGAACUUAUAAGAAAAUUAGGGUUUAAGACUGUCAAUCAAACAAAUGGUGAUUCUCCAUCUCCGACUUCGGCUCCUGCUCCUAGUGACGAUUGAUCAAAU
Messenger RNA from Lactuca virosa, 1197 nucleotides. The record is from the annotation of a GenBank genome assembly. Lineage: Eukaryota; Viridiplantae; Streptophyta; Magnoliopsida; Asterales; Asteraceae.